Messenger RNA from Malassezia vespertilionis, 1056 nucleotides. RefSeq lists its product as uncharacterized. Gene Ontology annotation, cellular component: mitochondrial inner membrane. The record is from RefSeq and is a predicted model, not a curated record. Lineage: Eukaryota; Fungi; Basidiomycota; Malasseziomycetes; Malasseziales; Malasseziaceae. The coding region runs from base 1 to 1056 and encodes 351 amino acids. The transcript has a single exon.
AUGUUCUCGUGCGCAAAAAUCACAACCCGCGUUGCACACCCUGUGUCAGCUAUCGCACGCCAAUUGUCUUCCAAGACAAUUGCAUUUCGCGCGGUGGCGAGACCCGGCUGCAAGAGCCUGGCGCCGUCCACGAUUGCGCAGCAGGUGCGUACGGUCCGUCAGAACCCGUUCCAGCGCCAUGGCCGCGAGUUUCAGCACGGUGCUGAGGAGAUUGUUUACACGGAUGUUCCUCCUCAUGAAAAGUCCGGCUUUAACUCCAACAGCUUUGCUGCUCGCGGCGGCUGGCCGCGUGCGCUGGCGAGCGUCGGUAUCGUCGUCGGUACCGCCAUUGGCGCCAACCUGUUCUUCAAUCGCGACAAGCGCGGCCAGCUUAGCAUGAUUGAGUCCAACUACCUAAACUCUACCUUUACUUAUCUUGGGGGUGGUCUCACGCUUACGGGUGCCACUGCGUACUUACUCCACCGCUCCGGCUUUGCUGCUCGCAUCAUGUUGGCCAAUCCUUGGCUUGUGCUCGGUGUCGGUCUUGUGACGUCCAUUGCUAGUAUGCUGGGCGCACAGGCACUUCCGCCGGGUCACCCUGGCAAGGUGCCUUGCUGGAUUCUGUUCAACAUUAGUCAGGGCGCUGCGCUUAGCCCGCUGCUCUUCCUCAACCCUGCCUUGCUUGCCCGUGCUGGUCUUUACACCGCCGGUGUGAUGGGCAGUUUGUGCUACGUUGGCGCAACCGCGAAGGAAGACAAGUACCUUUACCUUGGCGGGCCUUUGCUUGCUGGUGUGACGGUUGUUGCGCUCACUGCAUUUGCUCCGCUCGUCCUGCCCAGAACAAUGACUCGUACUUUGAUUGCUAGCGAGGCUAUUUGUCUUUACGGUGGACUUGCGGUCUUUGGUGCAUUUGUUCUCUGGGAUACGCAAAAGAUUUUGCAGCACGCGAGGAUGGUCCAGGCCGGUAUGCUGCGCCCUGACCCGCUUUCGGAGAGCAUUGGUUUGGAGCUCGACUUUAUCAACAUCUUUACGCGCAUUGUACAAAUUCUUGCCAUGCGCGACCAGCGCCGCAAGUAA